CUACAAUCUACGUAUACGUUAGAUGUAUUAUUAUUCGAUUACUAAAUGGUUAUUCCGCAUGUGUAAACGCGUGGGCACUUUAAAAAUGGCGGAGUAACCGUCAAGAUACUUUUCUUCGAAUACGAUGGCGGAAUCGAAGGAUGCUGCGAAUACGUCCGUUGUAAAAUCUGCAAAACAGAAAGAGAAAAUAUACGCUGCAGUAUUUCUAAGCACCGUCGCAAGUAUUUCUGCCUUUGCUGGUUUUGCCAGAGCCGUGGGGGUUACCAAAAAGCAAGAUCCAAAACACUUUGGAGAAGGAAUUUCUGGCGUUAGAGGAAUUAACGAAACAGGAGCAUCAUUAGCAAUACGAGCCCUUGGCUGGGGCUCGCUUUUUGCUAUCACAGGAUGUGGCUUAUUUUUCUAUGGAAUCUGGAAAAUCUCUGGAGCCACUAAUGCAGAAGAAUUUAGGUUUAAAAUGGGUUCCUUAUUACCAAAAAUACCAAAGAAUAAUCCACCUCAAAGUAGAACAGAAUUUGAGGGCUUGACAGACCUAUUAACGUACAUCUCUGAAGAUUGGGGACAAAAUAAAGAAGAAUAAAGACUUGAAUGUACAUAA
This is a messenger RNA of Camponotus floridanus (Florida carpenter ant), 595 nucleotides long. Its product is annotated as transmembrane protein 242. NCBI's taxonomy places the organism in Eukaryota, Metazoa, Arthropoda, Insecta, Hymenoptera, Formicidae. Bases 125 to 577 code for a protein of 150 amino acids. The transcript is spliced from 3 exons. The record is from RefSeq and is a predicted model, not a curated record.